Messenger RNA from Didymodactylos carnosus, 342 nucleotides. NCBI's taxonomy places the organism in Eukaryota, Metazoa, Rotifera, Eurotatoria, Philodinida, Philodinidae. The record is from the annotation of a GenBank genome assembly.
AUGUCGGUAGAACUCGAACUUUUCCCCUUGGACGACGCACUACCACUAAUUGAAGCUCCGACCGCACCAUCUGCACCAACUACGACCCUAUUACCAGCAUUAGCUUCGUCUCCAAUAUCAACCAGUACACUAUCGACACCGACUGCAGCUGGCAAAUCGACGACACCCGAUCCUGACGCUCUACUAACAGCUACCACCGUUUCAACUUCCGCUGCAUCACAGUCACGGAUACCGCGUUUAAUGGAUAUUCGAGUCCCGUUAAUGUCUACUAUUCCAGGGUUCCCACUAUAUCGUCAAGGCUACCACCCAAGACGGCUCACGCAAAGGCCUCAUGGUGCGUAA